Porites evermanni is the source of this 3785-nucleotide messenger RNA. The record is from the annotation of a GenBank genome assembly. NCBI's taxonomy places the organism in Eukaryota, Metazoa, Cnidaria, Anthozoa, Scleractinia, Poritidae.
AUGUCGUCUUUAUUUACUUUUUGUAGCAAAUCUACAAACUGUGAAGAGUGUGGGGAUUAUGUACGACACAUUUUUUCAUUGGUACCAGGGUCUAUAGCUGUUAUCGGUAUCUUGGCCCUUCUGUUGUUCCAAGCACCGCAAACUCAAUGCAGGCGAAAUGGUGAGUCAGCCAUUGCUAGAUCUAUUUUGCUGAUUAGUUAACGUCAUAUACUGCAGUCGAACUUCUUUUAUAACGGCCACCUAGUAUUCAUCACGGCCAUCACUGCACCUGAACGCGGACCACUUGUUUGUGGUCUGUGGCUGAUGGAGUCUGUCCAUACUUGGAUAUUGUUUCAACCUGUUAAAAACCGCAACGACUUGUAAACCGUAUACGUCUUAACCGACAUAGUUACCUCUAAAUAGCCAUUUACAUGCGAAAGAUUUGCAAGCUGGGGUUAUCAUUGUACCUUAAUUGCUCGCUUAUUUUGGCUGAGAAAUUUUUCCGACAUUUUCCGACGCGAUCACUGAUUUCCCCGCGAAACUGGUGAAGCCCAUAAAUUUCUAUAAUAAUGAUGAUGUGUCGCUACCCAAAUCUGACAAGUACUUCGGAUUGGUUGAAAAUUUGCUUCAUCCAAUCAGUGAGACGUACCACCCAAAUGUGGGUAGAGACACGUCAUCAUUAUGGAAUUGCUGCGGUGCUCUGCCUCAGACGUCAUUUCGCGGGGAACCAGUGGUGGCGUAGCGAAAUAACGGCGUUUUUCUAAGGCUAAAUUUUGCUUUGGAAUUUUAUGGAUUUUUACUUAUUCUGUUGCGUAUUAUAUUCUAUAAUAACCUAUACUACAGUGUUUCACCCUCACCACCGAAAACUGCUUUUUUAUCACACCCUUGCCUCGCAAAAACGCCAGGGGCCCCUUUUCCACAAGUCACAAAGGAAGCCAUUGUAGAGAGGUUCGAUUGUGUUCAGAAAAUGUUAUAAAAAAAGUAAAAGUUACCUUUGGUUCUCCCUGCGAUAACUUCAAGAGUUUGAGCAGGCAGUUUUACUCUAGAAAAGCAAGACUUUUCCCCUCUUCAAGAGAACUAUAGCUGCUAGGCUAAUCUGUGGCUGACAGGUCUUUCCCUCCAUGUUUAAGGACGGUGACCACUAUUGUUACUGUGCACAUUUUCUGCGCAUGAAAAGGUAGUCGCGCGCGACGCGAAAGAAAUGCGCAACACGCAGGACACGCGGACUGGUUUUGUCUCCUGUAAGUCUGGGAGGUUCUAGUUACCUCUUGUGGAAAAGAUGCGUCGUUUUUCAACAGAUGAAAAAUAAUUUCUUUUUGCCUUGUCAGUUCUUUGAAAACCGAAGAAGUAUGCGCAUGUUGCUAUUUCUACGUAUGAUCGAUUUGACUGAACAUUUUAUAAUCAAACAAAAGUCAAUUCUAAAAUAUCAAAAGUUUUGCUUCAAGAUGUUAUGCUUGGAGCUUGGGUAUUAAAGAAAUCCCUUAAUAGGCACGGAUCAGUAAACCAGAAGGAAAAUAGCUCUAAGUUCUCCGCGUAAUCGAGAAACUGCAAGCUUACCUUUCACACGCGUCCUUCGCGUUUUAUCGGCUGAUCGGCUAUAAACACUUUCCCAAAUAUUUCUUUAAUUUUGUAAGAUUUCAUGUAAUUAUUCACCAGAAGAUAGAUUUAAAGCGUUCGAGUACAUACAGAUGUCCCUUUUAUUGAGAGUCCGAGACUUUUAUUUGUUGAACAAACAAGGAAAAACUAUCACAAGAUUGCUUGGAUUGUUGAGAUCGCUGCUUCCCGAAUAGUUGCGGACCGCAAAGGAAACGCUUUCAUCGUUGAAAAAAUGGUAAAAAAAAUGGUAAUGCUUUUUACUAUUAUCAUUGUUUAAGCAUUUUGGCAUUACUAUGUAUUGAAAUUAUUGACUCAUUGGCAGCUUGUCGUGUAGAUAGUAUUUCUUAAGGUUCAAUUUCACGCAACACAUAAUCUGGACAUUUAGACACAGCUGCCAUUUGGCUGUUUACAAACUGAAGAUAGAGGGUAAAAUAAAGUAUUUCCAUUCUAAGACUUUCUUAGGUUUAACAGACACUGUUAAGUCUAAAAUUAACAUUUAGAAACGAAAAAUAGUGAAUGAUCAUGACACAGAAUGCUACCGUAAAAAAAAUCAAAGCGAAAUAUAUAAAAUGAUCAUUAUAGCCCAGUGUAUAUAUGAGGUACAUAAGCGCAUUCGGUACAACUAACUCUCACACUAUUCAGCUUUUUUAAAAGAGAGCUCAUGUAUGGAACUUGAGUCUAUGCAAAUCAUUUAUGUCAUAUGGCACUUGUGGCAAAGCCCGAAAGAGAUAGCGCAAAGCACAGAUAUAAGCUCAUGUAUGCAAGUUUAUUAAUAACAUAUUCGAUCGAGGUACCCGGUAAAAUGAUAAAAAAAGCUAGGAUAGAAGGUUUACAAUCCAUAUUACAUCUACAGUUCAAAAAAUCUUGAGGACAUGUACAGGUAAGCAAACGAUUGAAGGAGCUGUACCUGUCUUAGAGUCCCUGUCGACUAUUUUCCACUACAGUACAGUAGUUUGUUUACAGCACCAGCCGUGGAUCUUGAGCUCGCCAUACUACUCUAUGUGCGCUGCAAGUAAUCUCUAAUACCUUGGAGAUUGCUCUUCUCCAAAAUUUUUGUUAAAUGUUUGAGACGGAGAAGCUCCAGUUGAAUGAAAUAGUAUAAUUUGUUUUCCUUAGAGUCCAUGAAAUGUCCUGUUUCACUUUCUGUUUUUGCUCUCCUCCGUGUGUUGUUGUUUUCUCUGACUGUUAGCCAUAGUGGAUAUCCCAGAGUACUCUGCGUUGAGUGAAGCAAUAGUGAAACUGACCAGGGAGGGGAUGGGGAAAACUGUAAAUAACCCCCAAAGCGAUUAAGUUGAGGCCGAAACCAACCAAUUAACUUCCAAAAACGCGCGGUAACCCCUACUUUUUAUCCUACCAAAUGAAAGUAAUAAGCCUACUCAGCAAACGAUCAAUUUUUGGUUCGGGGAAAAUGUCGUUUACACUAUUUUUGAAGCAAACGCGUGGAGAGGGGUAACUGCUGAUAAAUUCCCAGUUGUGCUGAUAUUUCAAAAAAAGACGUAUAAAGAGCAGUUGUUAUGUUAUCGUUUGUUACAUAUUUUGAAACCUUGUUACAAUUAUCAUUGCAUUCGUGCCAGUUCACGUGUACAACUUUUCAUCAUUUUUUAAAAAAAAAGGCCCAUUGAGCGUUUUUUUCCAUAUUGAAGCGCAGUUAUCUCUGAAAAAUGGGCGUUUAUAACCCCCAGUUUUCUUUUUGAAAUUGAAUAGCCCCUGAUAUGAUAUACUUGUCUCACAUAGUCAUUAUCUGGGAAAAAAAAUACUUCCCAUUUGUGGGCACCGUCCUUAAUUGUGUCAAGUUCAUAAUUCCCCGGAUGCACACAAUUUUCUUCGAUUCUCUUCACAAAUCGAAGGAUCUCUUUUCAAUCUGUGGAGCGACUCGCUUUAAACGAAAGGUAAAGAAAGAGGAUAGAGACAGGCCAUGGGAAUGAGCUGGGUGCAUUCAAAGCAACAACAUUUAUGUUUUACUGAGAUCCUCUUUUCUUACAGCAGCUAAAUCAGAUGCCAGCAUAAAGUCAGAAGGAAAAGCAGAUAAUCGCCUUUAGUGACAAGUCAUUCUUGUUUGAUGCCCUGAAAGGUGAAGAAAGGAGAUAUCAUGCCAAGCUCCCUGUUUAACCUAUUGAUAACUAUAGACCCUAUAUGCAACUAAACUUUCGGUCACAUUAAUCCCUCUGAUGAAGGGGAACUGACUCCCGAUUAUACGCGAAUCUUCGCCA